AUGGGCAGCAAGACCCUGCCGGCGCCCGUGCCCAUCCACCCGUCACUUCAGCUCACCAACUACUCGUUCCUGCAGGCUGUGAACGGGCUGCCAGCUGUGCCCUCGGAGCACCUGCCCAGCCUGUACGGCUUUAGCGCCCUGCACGCGGUGCACCUGCACCAGUGGACCCUGGGCUACCCCGCCGUACACCUGCCGCGCUCCUCUUUCUCCAAGGUGCCUGGCGCCGUGUCCAGCCUCGUGGACGCCCGCUUGCCGUUGCCCGCCUUCCCCUGGUUUCCGCACGUUAUCCAGCCCAAGCCUCAGGACGGGGGGGCUGGUGGGCCGCCUCUCAAAGCCAAGCCGCGCUUCGACUUCGCCAACCUGGCCUUGGCCGCCACUCAAGAGGAUCCGUCCAAGCUCGGCCACGCCGAGGGCCCUGGCUCGCCUCCGCCCGGUCUCAGCGCCCUGCUCGACGUGACCAAGCUGUCGCCGGAGAAGAAGCCCACCCGCGGCCGCCUGCCCUCCAAGACCAAGAAAGAGUUUGUCUGCAAAUUCUGCGGUCGUCACUUCACCAAGUCAUAUAACCUGCUGAUUCACGAGCGAACGCACACGGACGAGAGGCCAUACACUUGCGACAUCUGUCACAAGGCCUUCCGGAGACAGGACCACCUCCGGGACCACAGGUAUAUACACUCCAAAGAGAAACCCUUCAAGUGCCAGGAAUGCGGGAAGGGAUUUUGCCAGUCCAGGACUCUAGCCGUCCACAAGACGCUGCACACGCAAGUGAAGGAUCUCAAAGUCAACAAAAUCAAAUGCUGA
Messenger RNA from Trichosurus vulpecula (common brushtail), 798 nucleotides. RefSeq names its product odd-skipped related transcription factor 1 (gene OSR1). Gene Ontology annotation, biological process: urogenital system development; embryo development; regulation of transcription by RNA polymerase II. Gene Ontology annotation, molecular function: DNA-binding transcription factor activity, RNA polymerase II-specific; RNA polymerase II transcription regulatory region sequence-specific DNA binding. The record is from RefSeq and is a predicted model, not a curated record. NCBI's taxonomy places the organism in Eukaryota, Metazoa, Chordata, Mammalia, Diprotodontia, Phalangeridae. The coding region runs from base 1 to 798 and encodes 265 amino acids. The transcript is spliced from 2 exons. Gene Ontology annotation, cellular component: nucleus.